Molecule: messenger RNA, 1563 nt
Organism: Phalaenopsis equestris
Lineage: Eukaryota; Viridiplantae; Streptophyta; Magnoliopsida; Asparagales; Orchidaceae
Product: tRNA threonylcarbamoyladenosine dehydratase
Exons: 11
Coding region: 103-1515 (470 amino acids)
Biological process (GO): cyclic threonylcarbamoyladenosine biosynthetic process
Cellular component (GO): plastid
Molecular function (GO): tRNA threonylcarbamoyladenosine dehydratase activity; ubiquitin-like modifier activating enzyme activity
Source: RefSeq, a predicted model, not a curated record
UGGCAUUGAUAAAAUAUUGACAGGUACCAAGCAGAAGGUUUCUAGGGCAAAUCUUUCGUAUAUACGAGCGAACUUAGCGAGCACAUAGAAGGAAACAUAUCAAUGAGCGAUAGGCGGAUUCAGUGGUGUUUAAUAGGAACGAGCGCUCUCCUUGGGUCACUCUGCACCAUUGCCGCUUUGAAUCUCUUCUCCAGAUGGAGCACAAAAAUGAAGAACAAGAGGACAAGCACCCUAGUCAACUUGUUAGAAGAAAGUAAUGCAAGUUCAGGUCCAGAUGCUUUAUUUGGAAUAAGUGGAAUGAGGUGCAGUGGUGUUUUAAAUAAUUUGAGCGGGAAAGAGCUUCUAAAAGAUGAGGUUGUUUCUGAACAACUAACCAGAAAUAUACAAUUCUUUGGCAUGAACUCACAGCAAAGAGUGGCUGAAUCGUAUGUUGUAAUCGUUGGUCUUGGAGGAGUUGGCAGUCAUGCUGCUUCCAUGCUGUUGAGAUCUGGUGUUGGCCGGCUUCUCCUUGUGGAUUUUGAUCAGGUGUCACUCUCGUCACUAAAUCGACAUGCGGUGGCCACUAGAGCUGAUGUAGGGAUCCCAAAAGCUAUUUGCCUUCAAAAGCAUUUUUCAUCAAUAUUUCCAGAGUGUCGAGUAGAGGCGAAAGUUCAGUUGUAUGAUGAAUCAUCAGAGGAAGAAAUUCUAUCUGGGAAGCCAGAUUUUGUUCUUGAUUGCAUAGAUAACAUUGACACAAAGGUUGCACUCCUUUCUGCAUGUGUUCGUAGAAGUUUGAAAGUUCUAUCUGCGAUGGGGGCUGGUGCCAGAGCUGACCCCACAAGAAUUCGUGUUGCUGAUUUAGGAGAAUCAAGCAUUGAUCCUCUUUCUAGAGCGGUAAGAUAUCGUUUGCGCAAGGACCAUGGAAUUGAAGGUGGAAUUCCUGUUGUUUUCUCUGUGGAGAAACCCAAAGUUAAACUUUUACCAUUUAAAGGCUCAUCUGGCGAGGAAGAAAACCCUUCAGAUUAUCAGAUUGUGCCAGGCUUCAGGGUACGCAUUAUACCUGUUAUGGGAACCAUCCCUGCAAUUUUUGGGCAAGUGAUGGCAUCUUAUGUUGUGACACAGCUUGCUGAACUGCCUGUUCAUACUGAACCAGUGGUAAAUUUGGACCUGAAUCACUAUAGGAUUCUUCAUCAACGCCUUCUUGAACAUGAAGAACUAUUAUAUGGUUCAGCUGAGGUCUUGGUAGGUGUUGAGGAGGUGUGCUACAUUGUGAAAGAGUUGUGGCAUGGCCGAAGUGCAAGAGAUCAAUCUAGCAGAGAUGUCGGACGGAAAAUGUGGCGUUCUGUAAAUGAGUUGAUGCUUGUGAGGUGGAAUAGAGAGCAACCAGCUUCAGUUUCAAAUUUGAUUCUUUUGAAAUUUGAAGAGGCUGACGCACACGAGACAACCACUAUUGAAAAUAUAAAGGAACAAGAACCUGAAUUCCAUGACAUGGUGACUGCUGUUCUAAAGAGGGCCAUGGUGGACUUUAUGCUGUAAGAAAACAGCACCUUAGAUUGUAGAAUUCUAUGUUUUUUAUUAGGGGUU